AUGAAAGCUGACUCUAGUGAGAAAAAGUCAGAAUGUCUGCUAUGUGGUCUACAGUUUAAUCAUCGAUCAUCGCUCAUUCGCCAUACGCGGAACAAUUGCAACAAGAAUCCAUCACAGCGGCGCAAAUCCUGCAACCAAUGCAUCGCGAACAAGACAAGAUGCACUCUCAAACGCCCCACUUGUGCAGGGUGCUCUCUGCGCCAAAUCGCGUGCGUAUACACGAGCUCUGGUGGAGAGCAGUCCGAGCAGCCUGUGUCGCCCGGAAUUGCGAGUGCCCCCUUGGAGUUCGACCUUGAUACCUUGUCAAGUUUCCAACCACAGAAUCUUUCCGCGAGAUUCGACUCGACUCUUUUCGAGCCCUUUUUUGGCGAUUUAGAACCCUGGACUCCAAUACAGCCAUCUGAACUUGUGCUGCAAGCUCGGAAUGGGACAGGCCGGGAGAUUCUCCCUCUCAGUGAUUCUGUUGAAUUCGCCUCUUCUGAGAUAGCGUUUUCCCGAUCAAAUCAACAGAUUGACAGAGAUUCUGGAACAAAUUCAGCUGCGUUGGUAAAUCAUAGCAUGGAGCUCAUCUUCCGAGUUUGUCGAACAUGGCCUCAGAUGCUGGCCGAUGGUUUUCAGAUCCCGCCUAUCUUUCACCCUACCCACCUUGCUUCGCAGACUGAUCUCCCCCGACCACUAGCAACGUGCAUAACUUUGGUCAAAAUGUGGCAUGGGCAAUGUCCUGGUGCCGAAACAAUCGUCCGUGAUACGAUACGCCGGGAGCUUGAUCUGGCCAUGAACAACUCCGACGAGCUAGAUGAAGCAACGCUUCUAGCGACCUUACAGGCAGUAGUGAUGUACACUAUUAUUUUACUUGCGCCCUUCAAAACCUCUCCCAGUGACUGCAUGAGCGAAGAUGCGAUAUUUCGAAAAGUUGAGAUUUUCGUCUGGCAUGUCGUUCGUGGUGAUCUUUUCCUGCCAGAGGAGCGGGCACAGACAAGGCCGUCGUGGGAUGCUUGGAUACAUGUCACAGCUAAACGACGCGCAAUACUCGCCUUAUACUUACUUCACUGGGCAUAUUCCGUCCUGCACAAGGUUCCGUGUUUUGAUUGUUCAGAGCUGGGCUUCAUGCCGGCACCAGCGCCAAAGGCUCUUUGGCAGGCUCACACAGAGCAAGAAUGGAACAGCAAAUACAUACACUGGCUUGCGCGAUGGAAUGGCCAAAUUUAUCUCCAAGCUGAAUUUGGGCAUAUCAAGCCGGGUGCUGUUUUGAGUCCCAGGGCGGAAAAAUGGCUGGGAGAGGCAGAUGAAUUCGGGUUCAUCAUGGCUUCGAUCCUUAAUGCUACUGAGUUCAACCCUCCUAGCUACAAAGUGGCGGUUUAA
Penicillium taxi is the source of this 1362-nucleotide messenger RNA. RefSeq names its product Zn(II)2Cys6 transcription factor domain-containing protein. Lineage: Eukaryota; Fungi; Ascomycota; Eurotiomycetes; Eurotiales; Aspergillaceae. The transcript is spliced from 4 exons. The record is from RefSeq and is a predicted model, not a curated record. Gene Ontology annotation, molecular function: DNA-binding transcription factor activity, RNA polymerase II-specific; zinc ion binding. Gene Ontology annotation, biological process: regulation of DNA-templated transcription. The coding region runs from base 1 to 1362 and encodes 453 amino acids.